Molecule: messenger RNA, 384 nt
Organism: Menidia menidia (Atlantic silverside)
Lineage: Eukaryota; Metazoa; Chordata; Actinopteri; Atheriniformes; Atherinopsidae
Source: the annotation of a GenBank genome assembly
AUGCCUCGCAGGCCACCCGAGCGGCAGAUACCUUCUAGGCAACCUGACCAGAUUUUUAACUCGGCUGCCAGAUACCGUGAUAAAAUGACCGUGUACUGUUACAAGAUGUGUAUGGACCACAGAAAUGUCAAGCAAAGAGGAGUUAUUCCCGGGAAGAGCCGGCCACACCUGAGAGACAUACAGUAUGAUUUAUUGGCCAUCGGACACGGCCAGCCAGCCAGCUGUGACUUCAGACACAGGCAGGGAGUUCCCAGCGAUGUGAUUAUAGCAAGAAAGAAAGAAAGAAAGAAUCCAGCCACCCAGCAGCAAGAGCUGCAGCUUUUGGGGAAUGUAGCUUUGAGUGGUCAAAAGCAGGUGGGACCAACUGUAGCCCAACACUCCUGA